AUGCCUUCACUACAAGAUCCUGAGCAUUUCUGCUUCUGGCUUGCAUCUUUAUCAAACCGGCGUCCUCAUGAAAGGUUGGAUCUCCUACGCUUGCGAGAUACAAGAGAGAGAAUACAAUGCGAACUGAGAUAUCUCACAGCAAAAGAGCAGGGUUGUCAAAUGCAGUGA
Molecule: messenger RNA, 168 nt
Organism: Prunus armeniaca (apricot)
Lineage: Eukaryota; Viridiplantae; Streptophyta; Magnoliopsida; Rosales; Rosaceae
Source: the annotation of a GenBank genome assembly